AUGGCGGAAUACGAGGCCCUCCUCAGCAGCCUCCGCAUUGCCAUCGAACUCGGCAUCAAACACAAGUUCGACGGGCUCGAGCUUAACCACAUCGCGCGCAAGUACAACGAAGAAGCGGACGAACUGGCCAAGAUCGCGUCUGGGCGGACCACCGUUCCCCCGAACGUUUUCGCCCGUGACCUCACCAAGCCAUCCGUCGACUUCAAGAAUCCUGCGGAAGCCAUCGGAGCAGCACCCAAACCCUCGGGGGCUGCGACCACGGAGCCAUCAGCCAAAGACCCCUCGACGGAGGAGUCCGAGGCCAUGGACACUAACAUCGAGACCUCCUCAGUGGACGAGGCUGAAGCAAUGGAGAUCGACGAGGCCCCGCCUCCGCGAGAUUGGCAUACCCAGUACCUCGACUGGAUGAUCCGAGGGGUCUUACCCUCGGACUGCGCUCAGGCACGGCGCAUUGCCAUUCAAGCCAAGUCCUUCAUCUUGAUCGACGACGAACUAUACAAGCGCAGUCCCUCGGGCAUUCUGCAACAAUGCAUCCCCAUCCCUGAGGGCAAGGAACUGAUCCGAGACAUCCACGUCGGCAUCUGCGAUCACCACACCGCGCCGCGCACCCUCGUGGGAAAUGCAUUUCGGCAGGGCUUUUACUAG
Panicum virgatum (switchgrass) is the source of this 645-nucleotide messenger RNA. RefSeq lists its product as uncharacterized. NCBI's taxonomy places the organism in Eukaryota, Viridiplantae, Streptophyta, Magnoliopsida, Poales, Poaceae. The coding region runs from base 1 to 645 and encodes 214 amino acids. The transcript has 2 exons. The record is from RefSeq and is a predicted model, not a curated record.